UGAUUUGGUUUUAAUACCUUGUUACAAUAUUAUCAUUAUCACGUUCCAUUUUUUGGUUUUGACUUUCAUUGCAGGGGCGCAGUAUUCAAUAUUAGGGGAUAUGGAACUACAUCCUAAGUAUUGUAAAGAAAUGUAGCGUUUUAUGAAGAAAAACUUUCCCGUUUUCGCGGUAUCUUAUCGAUACUAUCGGAAGUUUCCUGCAUAUCGAAUACCGCAAUCGAGUUUAUUCUUUCAUUUUAUUACAAAAUGUUGCGAACUUUGCGUUUACAUAAAUUUAUUAAUAAAAAUGUUCGUACAGAAUGCGCGAGACUGCAGAACACGAUCGCAAAUGUCAAGCACAGCUCGAGGCAGAAGGCGUGGCUGCUCGCCAAGGAGCGGUACAAACAGCAUGAGCACGUUUAUUACAGCUCCGUGCUGGAGAUGAAAACAAAACCCUCUUUCUCGGUUCCUGAGGUUUCUCCUCUGCCAGUGGACUGGAUGGACGACUACGAGUUCUAUCGCGGUGCCCAGGGUGAGACGGAUGACAAGCAAGGCACUCCGGAUCCCAAAGUUCCUGCCUCAAACGUGCCCUGCAGCGGAUGCGGCGCCCACCUGCAUUGCUCCAGCGAAUCGCUGCCGGGCUAUAUACCCAGUGAAAUCUUUUGUGGCAGAACGCAGGAGGAGCUGAAGACCAUCGUCUGCAAGCGUUGUCAUUUCCUGCAUCACUACAACAUUGCCCUGGACGUGGAGGUGGCACCUUCUACCUAUGUGGACACGAUAUCGCGAAUUCAGGACAAGUUCGCGCUGGCCAUAGUGUUGGUGGAUCUCCUGGACUUCCCCAGCUCCAUCUGGCCGGGCAUGCAGCACGUGCUGGGCACCAAACGACCCGUCUUCCUGGUGGGCAACAAGGUAGAUCUUCUGCCUCGCGACUCCAACACCUACCUGCAGCAUGUGAAGGCAUCGCUGCAGCGGGAAUUCAUCAAGCACGGCGGUGGCGAUGGAAUGAACAUCAAGAAUGUCAGCCUAAUCUCCGCCAAGACCGGCUAUGGGAUCGAAGAGCUGAUCACUCAGUUACACAAGACUUGGGCCUACAAAGGCGACGUCUAUUUGCUGGGCUGCACCAACGUGGGCAAGAGCUCGUUAUUCAACAUCCUGCUCAACUCGGAUUAUUGCCGUCCGGAAGCAAGUGAUCUGGUGCGAAAGGCCACCACUUGUCCCUGGCCGGGAACCACGCUCCAACUGCUGCGGUUUCCCAUUCUGCGGCCAUCCAAUGAUCGUAUUUACAUGCGUUUUAAGAGAUUAGUUGCCGAGCGCGGUGAAAGGGCCGCUAUAGAACAGAUGCGUCGAAAAGAGGCCAGGGAAACGGGUGCAGCCCUAGCAGCCCAACCAUCAUCGGCCGUGGGACGCACCUUCGAUCGUCGCGACGACCUCAGCGAUGCCUUCGCCAUGGCCAGUGGCACGCGCCCCAUAACCACCCUAAACGAACGCCAGAAGGAAUAUAAGGAGGCGCGUUGGGUCUACGACACUCCGGGUGUGAUGCAGCCAGAUCAAUUGACCCCACUGCUUACCCCCGAGGAGCUGACAAAGCUGCAUCCGUCAACAAUGAUCCGGCCCAGAGCCUUUCGCCUUCGUCCCCAAAUGAGCAUCCUGCUAGGCGGCUUGGCCCGCAUGGAUCUGCUGGAGAUAUCCUCAAGCUUCAAGCAGCAGUUUGACUGGCUAAAGAUCUUUGUGUUUGCCUCGGCGCAGCUUCCCAUACUGAUAGCAGACACCCAGGAGGCGGACAAUGUAUACGAGCGCUAUCUAGGCAAACCUUUCCUGGGUCUUCCCAUGGCCGGCAAGGAGGAUUUGGAUGCCCGAUUGAAACGCUGGCCAGGAUUACAGUGCAAGGAGGGGGAUAUUGUGGUGAAAAACGAAGGCGAAAGCGAAGGAAGGCUAAAUUGUGAUAUUACACUCAGCUCAGCAGGCUGGAUGGGCUUGCUCCUGCCCGGACAAUCCGAAUGUCGCCUCCGGGUGUGGACACCGCAUGCAGCAGGCAUUUAUAAGCGGGAACCGGCUUUGAUACCCCAGGCUGAUAGGUUGGUGGGGAAGCACAUUAGAAAUUCACUCGCAUACAACACCACAAAGCCUUUUGUUUUUAAAAAAUAAAAAUAUAUAAAGUUGUUACUUAA
This is a messenger RNA of Drosophila kikkawai, 2147 nucleotides long. Its product is annotated as nitric oxide-associated protein 1. The record is from RefSeq and is a predicted model, not a curated record. Gene Ontology annotation, molecular function: GTP binding. NCBI's taxonomy places the organism in Eukaryota, Metazoa, Arthropoda, Insecta, Diptera, Drosophilidae.